AUGAAGUUCACCAUCAAUUUUGGCGGUGAGGUUCUGGAUUUUCUAGACGUACAUGUUAUGGUGAAAGAUGGGGUGGUACACACCAGCGGCUAUCGGAAGCCGACGGCGACCAACUCGCUCCUCCACCAGACCAGCUUCCACCCACCGUCUGUCAAAUGCGCAGUCCCGUAUGGGCAGUUCGUCCGACUGCGCAGGAUUAAUGACACAGACGAGAGUUUCCAUCGACAGGCUGGAGAACUUAGGGCUAGGCUCAUUAAUAGGGGUUAUCCAUUGGGAGAGGGCUCAUCAGCCCUUCAAAAAGCGGCUCAGCUUGACCGUAACGUUUUGCUCAUGGAACAGGGCACCAAUGCCAAACCCUCACGCUUCGCCUUCUCUUUCCAAUAUAGCCCGGUCGCCGAAAUGGUCCGACAGAUUGUUUUCUUCUUGAUGUUUUCGUUGAUGUACAUGAUAACCCUAUCAGGAAACCUCCUGUUGAUAACUGUUGUUGCACUGAACCACAGACUUCAGACCCCCAUGUACUUUUUCUUGUGUAACCUCUCGAUGAUUGACAUGUGCUUUUCCUCAACAGUAGUCCCUAAAAUUUUAUUUAAUGCAAUAUCCAAGGACAGAAGUAUUUCCUUUGUGGGAUGUGCAACACAGAUAUAUUUUCAUUUGGCUCUGGGUGGCACUGAAUGUCUUCUGCUUGCCGUCAUGGCAUAUGACAGAUAUACUGCUAUCUGUAAUCCAUUACAUUACAGAGCAAUCAUGGACUGGAGGCUGUGCGUAGGUCUGGUCACUGGAUGUUGGAUUAUGAGUUUUUUAAUCUCAUUUAUUCUCACAUUUCUAACCUUUCAACUCCCCUUCUGUAAGUCCAACCUCAUUAGUCACUUUUUCUGUGAGAUGCCUUCACUAUUCCGACUUUCUUGCCAAGAUAUUUGGCUCAAUGAGUUAGCAGAGUACAUCUCCAUUGCUAUAGUUGUUCUUGGUUCUUUUUUGUUAAUUCUAUUAUCCUACCUUUGCAUUUUCAUAACUAUCUUAAAGAUCCGUACUAAUAAGGAGCGGCAAAAGGUGUUCUCGACAUGUGGUUCCCACAUACUAGUGGUAUCUCUCUACUUUGGUACCAUCAUGUUUAUGCAUCUACACCCUAGAUCUGCUUCUUCUGCAGAGCAGGACAGAGUGGUGACCAUCCUCUACACAGUUGUGACUCCAAUGUUAAAUCCCAUCAUCUACAGUGUUAGGAACAAGGAUAUUAAAGAAGCCAUUAGAAAAGCAGUGAGCAAUGAAGCACAGCUUUGA
This is a messenger RNA of Bufo gargarizans (Asiatic toad), 1275 nucleotides long. Its product is annotated as olfactory receptor 10V1-like. Lineage: Eukaryota; Metazoa; Chordata; Amphibia; Anura; Bufonidae. Bases 1 to 1275 code for a protein of 424 amino acids. The transcript is spliced from 2 exons. Gene Ontology annotation, cellular component: membrane. Gene Ontology annotation, molecular function: G protein-coupled receptor activity; olfactory receptor activity. Gene Ontology annotation, biological process: G protein-coupled receptor signaling pathway. The record is from RefSeq and is a predicted model, not a curated record.